Penicillium cataractarum is the source of this 651-nucleotide messenger RNA. RefSeq names its product sugar O-acetyltransferase. NCBI's taxonomy places the organism in Eukaryota, Fungi, Ascomycota, Eurotiomycetes, Eurotiales, Aspergillaceae. The transcript is spliced from 3 exons. Gene Ontology annotation, molecular function: acetyltransferase activity. The record is from RefSeq and is a predicted model, not a curated record. The coding region runs from base 1 to 651 and encodes 216 amino acids.
AUGGCGCACUCAAAGGAAUGGCAAAAGAUGCUACGGGGCGAGCUUUAUUGGGCCGGGGAUGAAGAUCUUCAAGCAAAUCGGACACGCUGCAAGCAAGCAUGCGAUGCAUUUAAUGCCGCUGGUGGUGCUUCACGACGUCGCAAGGUAGAGCUAUGGCGCAAUAUCUUGGGGGAUACACGGCCUUUGCCGCCAGUCAACCCAGAUCCAAAAGAAGACGAAGCCCUUUUUGAAGAGACAGAUCCAUUCGUCGACGGACCCAUUUCAGUUGAUCAUGGCCUGAACUUCAAGGUCGGCAAGGGCACCUUUCUCAAUUUCAAUACUCUAGUCCUCGAUACAUGCCUAAUCACGAUCGGAGAGAACGUACUCUUUGGACCCAACGUCUGCUUGUACGGCGCAACUCAUCCAAUGGAUCCCGCUGUGCGGCGUGGCUUGAAAGGCCCAGAAGCUGGAAAGGAGAUCCACAUCGAGGACGAUGUCUGGAUUGGUGGUAGUGCCCUUAUCCUUGCCGGUGUGCGAGUUGGUAGAGGCAGUACGGUUGGAGCUGGAUCGGUUGUCACUAAGGAUGUUCCUCCAUUCCACUUUGUUGCCGGCAAUCCGGCCAGAGUGAUUCGGCGAAUUGACUCAGAAAUGGAUCCGGAGCGGCAAUCAUGA